Messenger RNA from Suillus paluster, 1478 nucleotides. Its product is annotated as Ribokinase-like protein. The record is from RefSeq and is a predicted model, not a curated record. NCBI's taxonomy places the organism in Eukaryota, Fungi, Basidiomycota, Agaricomycetes, Boletales, Suillaceae. The coding region runs from base 265 to 1287 and encodes 340 amino acids. Gene Ontology annotation, biological process: metabolite repair. Gene Ontology annotation, molecular function: ATP-dependent NAD(P)H-hydrate dehydratase activity. The transcript is spliced from 7 exons.
GACUAUAAGAUUAAUCGUUAUGGCUGCUCGUCGCACUUACUUGAUCGUAGUACUUCGUACCGACUAUACUACUUUUGCAAUCGGUCUUGUACAUGGGAUGUAUGUUAUAGUACGCGUUCAGAUGGGCUGUUCGAUAUACUUGCAUGGUUGUGGUUGUAUGAUUGAUGAUGAGCCACUGCUUGUUCCCUUCGAGUUACUCCAACGUCGACUGGUAGAGUCGUAGGAGCUCUCGAUAGUUCAUCGUCUGCUACAUCAAUCCCAAUCAUGCCUGUGCCACACAGUAUAAUCCAUGAGAUCAAGCAGAUCAUCCCUCCCCUGAACGGCACGUUGCAUAAAGGACAAUCAGGCAGAGUUGGUGUGCUCGGAGGAACUUUGGAUUACACUGGCGCGCCGUUCUUCGCGGCAAUAUCUGCUCUGCGGCUGGGAGCAGAUCUAUCGCACGUCAUCUGCUCACCCCCAGCCGCCCAAGCUAUCAAAUCCUACUCCCCAGACCUGAUCGUACAUCCCAUUCUCCGCGAAGAAGCACCAUUUGCAAAAGUGCAGAAUGAACUCAAGUCGCUGCUUUCUCGACUGCAUGUCCUCGUCAUAGGACCAGGACUAGGCCGUGAGGACUACAUGCAGUCCUACGCACGUCUAGCCCUGUCCAUCGCUCGCGAACAAGAUAUGUUUGUGGUCCUCGACGCUGACGCUCUGUGGAUGGUCGGAAAAGAACUUAAGCUUAUCAAAGGCUACCGCCGCGCAGUGCUCACUCCCAAUGUGGUCGAGUUCAAGCGUUUAAGCGAGGAUGCGGGCGUUUCACCCGAUGUACCCUCCAAAGAGCGCGCUGGUGAGGUUUCGAAGCUACUGGAAGGUGUUGUGGUGCUACAGAAAGGCGCUACUGAUUUGAUAGUGAGUGAUACUACGGGAAGUGCCAGUCGUGUGGUGCACCCGUUGGACGGCUGGCAUGACCAGCCGAAAUAUGUGAGGGAGGUGGUUGAGGUAGAUGUGGAAGGUGGGUUGAAGCGGUGUGGGGGCCAGGGCGAUGUUCUGAGUGGAACGGUUGGGGCGAUACUUGCGUGGGGGAAAUGCUACGAGGAUGGGGCCUUUGGUAAUGGUAGCAUUCCAGCUUCUCGUCUCCCGCUCCUGGCAGCGGUAGGCGGAAGUAUGGUCACUCGGACCAGCAGCCGAAGGGCGUUUCAGCUUGAGGGGAGAGGUCUUGUUACGCAAGAUAUGCUUCCGCAGCUUGGAAAGUCUUUCUCAGAGGUGUUUGGAGAAGAUCUGUGGGCUGGAGAUAAGGGGAGGCGCUAGAUCUGAAGACGAGGGGAUAGAAGAGACAUGCAUGUGCAAUAGAAGAAGUUCGACUCUGUAUCCUCCUGGUUCGGGAAGGGAACAUUUCGGGCUCUGACAUGAUUAAUGUGACAGGGAAACGGGGUGACAGGCACCCAACCUUGGGAAGACCUAUCUAUCAUUCCCCCCUAUAUGUGACGAACCUGGCCGAU